Impatiens glandulifera is the source of this 618-nucleotide messenger RNA. RefSeq names its product NAC domain-containing protein 83-like. Lineage: Eukaryota; Viridiplantae; Streptophyta; Magnoliopsida; Ericales; Balsaminaceae. Gene Ontology annotation, biological process: regulation of DNA-templated transcription. Gene Ontology annotation, molecular function: DNA binding. The coding region runs from base 1 to 618 and encodes 205 amino acids. The transcript has 2 exons. The record is from RefSeq and is a predicted model, not a curated record.
AUGAACUCCCAUGCUCACUAUGAUCUCCCAACCCUUCUUCUUUCUUUCUCUUCAUCUGUUCUGAAAAUGGAUUGUCUUCUCAACAAUGGCGGUCUCAUUUCUGAACCUGGUUUUCGUUUUCACCCAACCGAUGAAGAACUCGUUCUUCAUUACCUCUACAGAAAGGUCGUGUCUUUCCCAUUACCCCCUUACUUUAUACCCGAAAUCAACGUCUGCCAAUUCGAUCCCUGGCUUCUACCAGGUGAUCCCGAGAAGAAGAGGUAUUUCUUCAGCAAACAUGAACCCAACUACUCAAAUUCAAACAGGUCAAACAUGGCCGCCGGUAACGGCUUCUGGAAAGCAACCGGAGUCGAAGAGCAAAUCGAUGUCUUUUCUAAUCAAUUUCGGAUUGUGGGUAUGAAGAAAACUCAUGUCUUUUACGUUGGGAAAUCUCCCAACGGUUCCAAGACUGAGUGGUUCAUGGACGAAUAUCGCCUAGCUGAUUUCCCAUUGGAGAAUUGGGUUUUGUGCAAAAUCUUUUUGAAGAAGAAUUACAGGAAGAAGAUAGCGGUGGAGGCAGCGCCGGCGCCGGCGCCGGAACUUGAUUCGAAUGGAACUGUGCCGGAAAAUACCUACUAA